Messenger RNA from Lampris incognitus (smalleye Pacific opah), 1023 nucleotides. RefSeq lists its product as uncharacterized. Gene Ontology annotation, biological process: response to bacterium. The coding region runs from base 1 to 1023 and encodes 340 amino acids. NCBI's taxonomy places the organism in Eukaryota, Metazoa, Chordata, Actinopteri, Lampriformes, Lampridae. The transcript has 5 exons. The record is from RefSeq and is a predicted model, not a curated record.
AUGGGGCCGCUACAAGUUCAUGUAACAUCUCUGGGAAUUUCCUCCUUUGUGCAUCAAGAAAGCGGUCUUAAAUCAGUUAAUGUUGGUGAAAAUGUGACUUUGAGAUGUACCCGUGGAAGUAAAGCCCUAUAUUUUUACUGGUACAAACAAACAUUGGGACAGAAACCACAGCUCAUAUCCACCUUUUGUAGUCAUGAGAAUGAUUAUGCCAGUUUACAUGAUGAAUUCAAGGAUAAUCUGCGUUUUAUUGUGGAAACAGGAAAUUGUAGUAAUCACUUGAAAAUCUCAAAUUUGAGUCUUUCAGAUUCAGCUACUUAUUAUUGUGCAGGUGGCUAUUUCAAUGGCUAUUCCUAUGAACUUGGAAAGGGAAUGAUUCUCAAUGUAAAAGGCUCAGGUUCAGGAAUCCAAGCUAUCGUCCACCAGCCAGUGUCUGAAUGGGUCCAGCCAGGAGACUCUGUGACUCUGAACUGCACCGUGCAUACUGAGAUCUGUAAUGGAGAAGUAAAUGUGUACUGGUUCACCAGCUCUGCAAAAUCUCAUCCUGGAGUUAUUUACACCAAUGGAGUCAAGAACAGUAAGUGUGAGAGGAGAGCUGAGACAAAAACACUGACCUGUUUCUACAAUUUAUCGAAGAACAACUUAACUAGUUCUGAUGCUGGGACUUAUUACUGUGCUGUGGUCUCUUGUGGAGAAAUUCUCUUUGGAAAUGGGACCAAGAUAAGUUUUAAAGAGGAAUCUCUCGUCUUGGUGUAUUUCAUGGGCAUGGUGUUAGGAUUCACAUCGGUUCUGGCUGUUGUCCUGUCUUACUGUGUGCUCAAGAUGAGAAGAAGAAAGUGUCGUCAUUGCCCAGAGCCAAACUCAACCAAGAAUUUUUGCUGCCACUGCUGGAACAUAGGGAACCAGGAUGCAGACAACCUCCAGUAUGCAGCUGUAAAUAUAAAGACCAACAGGCCAAGCAGAGGGACAAACAGCAAUGAGCAGUGUGUGUACACCACCAGUGUGUACUCCAGUUCAAGACAGUAG